GAACUCCAGCAGCUUAGCAAGCAAUACAGCAAUAUCAAGCUCCUCCAGCUGGAUGUGGUCUGUGAAAACAGCAUCAAGAAAGUAGUCAAGGAAGUGGAAGAAAUUGUGGGAGACAAAGGUCUGAACUGCCUCAUUAACAAUGCUGGCAUCAAUGUGCUUGCUUCCUUGGAAGAAGUCACAGCAGAGACAAUGCUCACCAUUUAUGAAACCAAUACAGUUGCCCAGCUGAUGGUCACCAAGGCGUUUCUACCCCUUCUGAGGAAGGCAGCCCAGCUGAGCACAGGAAUGGGCUGCCAUAGAGCUGCUAUUAUCAAUAUGUCCUCUCUUGCUGCCUCCAUGCAACUCGUCCAGGCAAAUGAGAUGUUCCUCAAGGUCUACCCCUACAGGAUAGCAAAGACUGCACUGAACAUGAUCACCAGGUGUCUCGCUGCAGACUUGAAAUCGGAUGGAAUUCUCUGUAUUUCUUUGCAUCCAGGCUGGCUUCAGACAGAUAUGGGCGGAAACAUGGCUCCCAUGCAGGUGCAAGAGGCUAUCCCAGGUAUUCUCUCCGUUCUGGACCGUCUUGGUGAAAAAGAAAACGGUUCCUUCCUGGACUGGCAAGGGGAAACUCUCCCGUGGUAGAAGUGCACAGUAUGCUACAGAAACAGCCUGUCAGUCACUAUUUAACUUGUGCCACUAAUGUCCAUGUCUCUAGGUUUUCUUA
This is a messenger RNA of Pelecanus crispus (Dalmatian pelican), 703 nucleotides long. NCBI's taxonomy places the organism in Eukaryota, Metazoa, Chordata, Aves, Pelecaniformes, Pelecanidae. The record is from RefSeq and is a predicted model, not a curated record.